CCCUCUCUCUCUGCACUCUCACACACUCCCUCUCUUUACUCUGAAGUUGUGUGGACCACUUCUGCUGUCUGUAUAUGUUCCUGCUGCAAGAUUUAGAGUAAAGGUAAAAGAAGACCAACAGCCAGACAGCAUAAAGCAGUGGACUGAUCAACACAGCGUCAUCAUGUACAGUUUCAGCUUCCCACUGGUGCUAGUGUGUCUACAGGUUUGCAUCCCUUUUGUGUUUGGCGCACCAACUCAAUGCCCAAGCCAGUGCCACUGCCAUGGGGAUCUGCAACAUGUUAUCUGUGACAACGUCGGGCUGAAGAAGAUUCCCCCCAUAUCCGAGGCCACCCGUCUCCUAAACCUGCAACGCAACAACCUGGGAAAUCUCGCAACUGGGAGCUUCAGCGAGAUGAAGGGGCUAAUUUCUCUGCACCUGCAGCACUGUCAGAUCCGAGAGAUCUCCAGCCAGGCUUUCAAAGGAUUGAAGAAACUCAUCUACCUCUACUUGUCUAACAAUGAGAUCAGCACCAUCAAACCAGGUGCUUUUGAGGACCUGACUGAACUGACCUAUCUCUACUUGGAUGGUAACCAAAUUACAAGUCUUCCGAAGGGCAUCUUUUCUCCCAUGAUCAACCUCUUUAUCCUGCAACUAAACAACAACAAGCUUGGAGAGCUGCAGCCUGGUACUUUCAAUGGUACUAGUGAUCUCCGAUGGCUUUACAUGAGUGGCAACGAGUUGAGCUCCAUACAGCCAGGUUCUUUUGAUGAAGUGGAGAACCUGGCCAUUCUAACUCUGGACCACAACAAGCUGUCCAUAUACCCUCUCCUGGCUAUGAGCAAGCUGCGCGUGGUGGAGGAACUCAACCUGUCCAAAAACCCUCUCAGCCUCAUCCCUGACCACGCUUUCCGGAGCUUUGGUCGCUACAUGGAGAAGCUCCAUCUAAAUGACAUGAGCCUGGAGAAGUUCUCCAGUGCUGCCUUUGAGGGAGUGACGGCCCUCAAAUCUCUUCACCUUGAGAACAACAAGCUAAGAUCACUACCGAGCAGCCUUGAGUUCAGCACCCUCCAGAACAUCACUCUCUUUAACAACCCCUGGAGCUGCACCUGCCAGUUAGCAAACCUCAAAAAAUGGAUGGACACUAGCCGCCAACGCCCUGAUGCAGUUUGUGCUUCUCCUGGAAGCCAGAAAGGAAAGCAAAUAAGAGACAGCACUGCUUUCACCCGCUGUAAGGCAAAGACAAAGAGGGCCAGGAAGGGAGCACGGCUUUGAGAUGGUUUGUUGGUGCAUUUCAAUUUUGGCUUUGGCACUAUGUGCAGACCACUAGAUGUCCAAAACUGAGCUUGGCAAUCUUACUUGUUUGUUCCCGCAGGAGGACAGGGAGAAGAGGCCUGUCCAGAUGUUGGGACUUCAAUGUGCAGAAAAGAAAAGCAAUGCAGACUGCUACAUUGGAACUGUCCAUUUCCUCUUUCACUCAUUUUUUGUGUGAUAUAUAGAUGCGCUGACUCAAUACAUACUAAAUAACAUGAAUAAAUGUUAUUUUAUAAAUAUGUGUUCACAGACAUUGAUAAACACUUUGAAAGAGCAACUGUGUGAGUUUGCAAAGAGAGUUUUCACAAACAUGUACACCACAAAGAAAAUACGGCUCAAACUCUCAGUGUUUCAUUUUUAUAGUAAUGCAUUUGCCAAUUCAAAAACCUGGUGAUAAAUCUAACAUUAUCACAGAACUAGUUUCUACACCACAAUAAACAAUCAGGACUCUUCUCCAUAAAAUGAGAAUUGGUCUAAUAGAUUUGCAUUGAUUGGCAUUCACUUAGAGACUCAGCAGUACCUUAUUGAAGUAUAAAUGUGCACAGGUAAUUCAUCAAACACCUCAAGAUUGUAUGUUUUGACAGAUUUAAGCAUAUUUUUUUUAGCACAGAAAUGUGGAAGAAUGUACAUAAAAGCCAACCCUUUUCGUGUAUAUCAAACCAAAUGGCCACUGUAGAAUGAAUCUUGUCCAUUCUUCUGAUUCUAAUUUUAAGGUCUUCCACGGCACACUCCCAUUAUCAGGGUAGAAGCACUUAAAAUUAUACAACCAAAGAGUUAUAAUCACAACAGAGCUCUUCAUGAGGUUCCUCUUUUAAUAUUGUGAGUUCAUCCUUAGCUUUAAACAUCUCACAACGUCCUGCAAGGAAUUUCUGGGCUUUGCAAAUAUAACAAACCUUGACCGUGACUAAAGCUGACACAUUCAAGAUGUGACAUGACCUGACCUCUUCUUUACAUCUCUGACCAACGUCAAACGCAACACAGGCCAUGAAAACAUGGACUCCUUAUAGCCGUGAAAAUGGUAAAUGGGAUAAUGUAAAGACUAUGGAAGGAAUAACACAGCUAGUCAUUAUCACACAAUAAACCUAGACAGGAUGAUCAGGAAUGGUUGCCAAAUAUACAGAUUAGCCAUUAAGAACUCUGCGACUGACCAAUCAAAAUCAAGAAAUGACAAGUGAUGGUGGUGCCAGAAGAAGAGGAUUUACGAAAUUGAGACAAAUGGAGGUUCUCCAGUCUAAUGUUAUCAUUUUUUUACUGUUGUGUACUCAUGCUCAAUAAAAGAUAUACAAAGCA
Molecule: messenger RNA, 2584 nt
Organism: Cyprinus carpio (common carp)
Lineage: Eukaryota; Metazoa; Chordata; Actinopteri; Cypriniformes; Cyprinidae
Product: chondroadherin-like
Cellular component (GO): extracellular matrix
Molecular function (GO): protein binding
Source: RefSeq, a predicted model, not a curated record